GUUACAAAAAGUGUACAAUUAGCGAAUGUUCAAAUUUCAUUCUCGUUCAAAAUUCUGAACGUCACGUUCGAAAAAUACAUGAUUCAACUUGGAUUCAUGGAAAACUUUCGAAUGAUCGACUGUAUCUUCAUGAAAAUGACGGUGGAAAUGAGAUCAUUGGAAGCUUCACUAUUAUCCGAUAAGGAAUUAACGCAGAUUUUCAUUGAAGGAUGGGAAAAGUUGAAUGUUACGAGUGGACCAAAGUUGGUUGACAUUGAAUUCACUCGUGUCCAUUCCGAUUCCACAUCCAUUCCACCAGUCACCGACAUCACUCAUCCAACUCAGUCUGACCAAACCACAUCCACGUCACACUUGGUCGACACCACGCCAACAAUCUCCACUACAGCAUUCCAGUCGACAGAAUCAACCACACUGCAAACACCAGUCUCAACUCCAGUCUCAGUGUCAGUGUCAACAUCACAGCACACACCUGAGUCCACAUCACAGCCAUCAUCACAGUCUACAGCAAUGCAAACAG
Molecule: messenger RNA, 517 nt
Organism: Schistosoma mattheei
Lineage: Eukaryota; Metazoa; Platyhelminthes; Trematoda; Strigeidida; Schistosomatidae
Source: the annotation of a GenBank genome assembly